Insectozyma verbasci is the source of this 3045-nucleotide messenger RNA. The record is from the annotation of a GenBank genome assembly. Lineage: Eukaryota; Fungi; Ascomycota; Pichiomycetes; Serinales; Debaryomycetaceae.
AUGGAUUCAAAUAUAAUUUUAGAAUGCUUUACAGGAACGUUGCAAAAUGAUCCAAUUUUAAGAAAUCAAUCUGAAAAUAAACUAAAAGAAUUAUCAGGUUUAAAAGGAUUUUUAAGUGCCUGUCUAAAUAUAAUUGAAGAUGAAUCAACACCAAUUCAUGCCAAAAAAGCUAGUGCUGUGUUUUUCAAAAAUAGAAUUAUUAGAUUCUGGACCUCAAAAGAUCAUUCAAUUUAUAGAAUUGAAAAAGAUGAGAAAACUUUGGUCAAAAAUAGAAUUAUAAAUGUUUUAAUAGUUAGUGAUUAUAACAUUAAACAACAAUUGAUUCCUGUUUUAAGAUUAUUAAUUGCAAUUGAGUUUGAUAAAUGGGAUGGUAUUCUUGAGCAAACUGGAAAUUUAUUACAGCAACAUGAUGAAGAAACAUUGUAUACUGGUAUGUUAUGUUUUUCUGAAAUUACUAGAAAAUUUAAAUGGUCAGAUAAUAUAAGUAGAAAAGAAAGAUUAUAUCCGAUUAUAGAACAAGCGUUUCCGUAUUUAUUAAAUGUUGGAGAAACAAUUUUGUCUGAAGAUAUUAAUGAGCUCAGGGCCGAAAUCUUAAAAUUAAUUUUAAAAUGUUAUAAAUUUGUUACAUAUUAUGAUUUGCCAGAACCUUUAAGAGUUAAGGAACAAGUUUUAAAUUGGUGUAAAUUACAUUCACUGGUUAUGAAUUUAAAACCACCAUCGUAUAUUUUAUCACCAAAUUUGUCAGAACAAGAAAAGUGUUUCUUUCAAAUUAGUAAAUGUUAUAAAUGGUCAAUUGCAAAUAUUUACAGAUUAUUUUCACGUUAUGCAUCAGGUGCUGCUCAAUUGAGUAAAAAAUUUAAUUAUAAUGAAUUUAGAGAAGUAUUUGGUAAAGAAAUUAUACCACAUUUUAUAAGUCAAUAUUUACAAAUAAUUGAACAAUUCUGUAAAAAUGAAAGAUGGUUAUGUAUGACAAGUUUAUAUCAAUUAAUUGAAUUUCUUGAUCAAUGUUUAAAUGAUAAAUCAACUUGGUUAAUUAUAAAACCUUAUUUUGAAACAAUUGUUUCACAUUUUAUUUAUCCAACAGUUAUACCAAAUGAUCGAUAUUUAGAAAUCUAUGAAGAAGAUCCUCAAGAGUAUAUUAAUUUAGUUUUUAAUCAAGGCGAAGAAACUUUAGAAGGUUCAGCAUUAGUUUUUAUUCAAACAGCAUUAUAUAAAAGACCAAAAACAUGUCUUGAACCAAUAACGUCAUUUUUAUUUAAUAAAUUAACUGAAUUAUGCAAUUUACAAGAAGAUCUAGAGGUAGCAAAAAAGAAAGAAGGUGCUUUAAGAAUUUUAGGUGCAAUAAAUAGUAAUUUACCAAAAGAUUUGAUGAUUGAACCAAUGUUAUCAUCAUUAGUAAUACCCAACUUAAAUUCAAAAUUUGAUUUUUUAAAAGCAAGAGCUAUUGAAGUGGUUAGUGAAUUUUCUGAAGUUAAUUUUAAUUCAGAAAGUUUGUCUGUUAUAAUUCAUGGUAUUUUGAAAAGUUUUGAUACUGUUGAUUGUAGUUUACCUGUUCAAUUUGAAAGUGCAUUGGCUAUUCAAGCAUUUAUUAAUAAUGGUGAUUUUAAACAAGUUUUAUCAAAUAUUGUAUUACAAGUUAUGUCCAAAUUAUUAGAAUUAUCACACGAAAUAGAUAAUGAUGCGAUUUCAGCUGUUAUGCAAGAGUGUGUUGAAAAUUUCAGUGAACAAUUACAACCUUUUGGAGUUGAUUUAAUGACUAAAUUAGUAUCACAAUUUAUGAGAUUAGCUGUUGAAAUUAAUGAUGCGUCUCAAGUUGAUAUUGAUGAAUUCGAUGGAAAUUAUGAAGAUCAAGGAGACAAAUCAAUGGCAGCUAUUGGAUUUUUAAACACCAUGAUUACAGUUUUAUUAUCAUUUGAAAAUUCAGUUGAAAUAUGUAUGAAAUUAGAAGAAAUCUUUUCUCAAGUUAUAAAAUAUGUUUUUGUUAAUCAAUUAGAUGAAUUCUUUGCUGAAGUUGGAGAAUUAAUUGAAAAUUCUACAUUUUUAUUAAGAACAAUUACACCAAUAAUGUGGUCAAAUUUUGAAUUAUUAUAUCAAUCAUUUGAAAUUGGAGCAGCAGCAAUGUAUCUAGAAGAAUUAUUACCAAGUUUACAAAACUUGUUAAUAUUUGGUGAGCCAAAUCAACAACAAAUUCAACAAUUCAAUAAAAUAUUUGAAAUUACGACUAGUGAAGUAGGUGAAGAUGUUGGAUAUAAUGAUUUACUUUCAUCAUUCGAAUAUGCACAAACAUUUAUUUUAAGUUUGAAAGAACAAUCAGUACCAUACCUUUCAAACAUUAUAAGAAUUGUGUUAAAAAAUUACUCAAUUGGUGAUAAAAAAGAAACUAGAAAUUCUUUUGUUAUAAACUGCAAUAAUGUAAUUAUUUCAUCAUUAAUUUAUGAUCCAAAUAAUGUAUUACAAAUCAUUACAAAUUCAGGAUUUGCUACAAAAUUUUUAUCAAGAUGGUUUGAAAUUAUAUCUAUAUUGGAAAGAGUAUAUGAUCUUAAAUUAUCAGCACAAGGAGUAAUGACAUUAUUAACAUUGGAAUUUGAUGAAUCAACAACCAUACAAUUGUUUAAAAACUUGUUAAUACUUUUAAAGAACUUACCAAGUGCUAUUGAGAAAUUGGAAAAUAAAAGGAAGAACUUUAAUGAAGCAAUACCUGUUAAUGAAUGGGUAGAUGAUGAAGGAGAUGAAAAUGAUCCCCAAAUAAUCAUCACAAAGGAAGAUCGAGAGAAAUGGGAAGAUGCGCAUACAGGUGAUAAUGAUGCACUUGAUCAAUAUAAAAACUAUUUACACUUAGAAGAAGAAAAAUUAAAGAACUCAGAGUUUUUUGAUGAUGAUGAAUAUGUUUUUGAAGAUCCAUUAGUUACAACUCCACUAGAUUCAUUAAAUAUUUUUCAACUUUUCAAACAAUUCAUUAAUGAAUCACCAAAAUCUCAAACUUUAGUGUCUACAUUAAAUGACAAUGAUAAAAAAUUUAUAGUAGAUUUAAUGACCAUUGCAUAA